CUGCGAAUCAAUUGGAGUGAACGAAUAUGAAUAUCAGCCACACAACACAGAGAAAGACGAGUUUAAUUUAAGUGGGUUUGGGUUUGGGAUUGGGAUUGGGAUUGGGAUUGGGUUUGGAAGAAGUGAACAAGUUUCCUUUGAUUUGAUGAUGCCAUAAUCAAUCAAAGUCCAAAACAAUGGUGGCGAUGAGCUCGAUGGAGUUGCUGAUCCCCAAAUUAAGGUUGGGAGAAUGCCACUCCAAAUCCCAACUAUUAGCACUAUCCUCAUCAUGUAUUGCAAAGCAGCAGCACCCGCGUGCAUUGAUGUGCAAAGCAUCAGCGGCGGAAUCCAAUGCGACGGCGCUGGAGCAGACGGGAGGGAAGAUGGUGGUGGAGCUGGUGGGAGCCUUCAACCAGCUGACCCAGAAGAUCAACGUCUUGUCCAGCAGCUCCUCUCGCUUGCUCUUCAAGUCUCUCAAGCUCUCCAUUCCCAUCCUGCAGGCCUUGCCUCUCGUUCCUGAUGGCCGCUCUCCUCUUUCUAAGGCCUUGUCUCUCGCUCUCCUUCUCGCCGCUCUCCAGAUGGAUGCAGAAGUUAUUUCCGCUGGCCUACUGACCCAAGUUCUGGAGGCAGGUGCCAUUUCCAUCUAUCAAGUCAGAGAUCGUAUUGGUACUGGCACUGCCCAUCUUUUGCAUGAAAGCAUGCGCUUGAAGAAUAUCCCUUCCAAAGUCGAAGUUUUGGAUGAUGAUAGUGCGGCUGCCCUAAGAAAAUUCUGCCUUACAUUCUAUGACAUCAGGGCUCUCAUUUUGGACCUCGCUCUCAAGCUUGAUAUGAUGAGGCAUCUUGAUUACCUCCCAAGAUAUCAACAACAAAUGCUCUCUCUUGAGGUUUUGAAGAUAUAUGCCCCCUUAGCUCAUGCUGUGGGAACCAACCACUUGUCACUCGAGCUUGAAGAUCUCUCCUUUCGUUAUCUCUUUCCUUAUUCAUACCUGUAUGUCGAUACAUGGCUAAGAAGCCACCAGCCUGGAAAUAAGCCUCUAAUUGACAUAUACAAGGAACAGCUGCUCCAAACUUUAAAAGCUGAUCCUAUCUUAGCUGACAUGGUUGAUGAUGUCGCUGUUAAGGGCCGCUAUAAAAGUCGGUACAGCACAAUGAAGAAGCUCCUGAGAGAUGGCCGUAAGCCAGAAGAAGUAAAUGAUGUUCUAGGAUUGCGAGUCAUAUUGAAUCCUAGGUCUGGCAUAGACAUGUCACAAGAAGGUGAAAGAGCAUGCUACAGGACUCGUGAAAUCAUUCAAUCACUAUGGAAAGAAAUGCCUCACAGAACAAAAGACUAUAUUGCAAGGCCCAAAGCAAAUGGAUAUAAGAGCUUACAUAUGGCAGUUGAUGUGAGUGACAAUGGAAUGGCUAGACCACUUAUGGAAAUACAAAUACGCACUAUUGAAAUGGACAUGUUGGCCACAGGUGGAACUGCAUCCCAUUCAUUGUACAAGGGUGGGCUAACUGAUCCAGAAGAGGCAAAGAGACUUAAGGCCAUAAUGAUUGCUGCAGCUGAACUUGCGGCACUGCGGCUUAAAGAUUUUCCAUCCACAAAUCAUAAAGGCCUUGGGUUUGGUCAGAGAGAUGAAGUAUUCCGCCUUCUUGACAAGAAUGCUGAUGGUAAGAUUAGCAUUGAAGAACUAAUGGAAGUUAUGGAAGAGCUCGGAGCACCAGGGGAAGAUGCCCGAGAGAUGAUGCAACUCCUCGAUUCAAACAGUGAUGGUUCUCUAAGUUCUGAUGAAUUUGGUUUGUUUCAAAAACAGGUUGAAUUUAUGCGCAAUUUAGAGGACAGAGAUGUCCAAUGCAAGACCAUGCUCAAUGACAAGCUCCAAGUGGCAGACAACAGUGGCUUGAUUCAGGUAUACAGCAAAGAAUUUGGUGACAGGCUUGUAAAUUAGAUUGGAUUGAAACUUGAUUGAUUGUUGUCAUGUAUAUACUAUAUAGUGAAUCACCCUGUAGUAUAACAAACUAGAACUUUUGAUUUCUCUAAAAUUGUAGUAUUUCGGGAAAAGAGGAAAAGAAAAGCCGUAUAUUGCAUGAA
This is a messenger RNA of Theobroma cacao (cacao), 2053 nucleotides long. RefSeq names its product Ca2+-activated RelA/spot-like protein (gene CRSH). The record is from RefSeq and is a predicted model, not a curated record. Gene Ontology annotation, biological process: guanosine tetraphosphate metabolic process. Lineage: Eukaryota; Viridiplantae; Streptophyta; Magnoliopsida; Malvales; Malvaceae. Gene Ontology annotation, molecular function: calcium ion binding.